Messenger RNA from Micromonas commoda, 2595 nucleotides. Its product is annotated as glycosyltransferase family 41 protein. NCBI's taxonomy places the organism in Eukaryota, Viridiplantae, Chlorophyta, Mamiellophyceae, Mamiellales, Mamiellaceae. The transcript is spliced from 2 exons. Gene Ontology annotation, molecular function: protein binding. Bases 1 to 2595 code for a protein of 864 amino acids. The record is from RefSeq and is a predicted model, not a curated record.
AUGCCUCAACCGCCGAUUACGCCGGAAGCGGCGGCGGAAGCCGCCAGGCUCGUGCGCGUCGCCGAGAUGCUCCAGACGGGCGGCCGCGCCGAGGAGGCGCUCGCGGCGAUCGACACCGCGCUAACCCUCGCGCCGGGUAACCUCGACGCCGUCACCAAGCGGGGUUUGUGCUUCCAAGCCUUGGGCGCUUUACACGACGCGUACAAUGCCUACGAUUGCGUCAUCAGGCGCGAACCGAACCACGCGUUGGCGUGCCGGGCGCUCGGGUCGCUGUUUCAGACGUACGGGAUGCUCGCGGAGGCGGCGGACGCGUUCAGACGGUCGCUUCGCACGAACCCCGGGGACGCGCCCACGCGCGAGAGGCUAGCCGCGACGCUCACCGAUUUGGGCACUCGGGUCAAGGUGCUCGGCUCCCCAGCGCAAGCCGUGGCGCAUUACAGGGAAGCCGCCGCCACGGACCCGCGGUACUCCCCCGCGUUUUACAACCUCGGCGUGGUGAUGUCUGAGCUGGGAAGGCACGACGAGGCGCUGGAGUGCUACGCGCGGGCGAUAGAGGUCAACCCGAACCACGCCGAGGCGCACUGCAACGUGGGCGUCAUAAAAAAGUACAGGGGCGACGUGACGGGCGCGAUCGAGGCGUACGAACGGUGCCUCGCCGUGAACCCGAACCACGCGCUGGGGCGGGGAAACCUCUCCAUCGCGCUCGGGGACAGGGCCACGGCGAUCAAGGCGAGCGGGGACGUCGCGCUCGCCGUGCGCACGUACGAGAGGGCGCUCACGCUGGACCCCAACAGCGCCGAGGCGAUGUACAACCUCGGGGUGGCGCAGGCUGAGAUUGGGGAGCUCGACCGCGCCACCAUCGCGUACGAAUCCACGCUUCGGCUGCGACCGCACUGCGCCGAGGCGUGGAACAACCUCGGGGUGUUGCACCGCGAGCGGAACAACGUCGAGCGAGCGGUGGAGUGCUACCGACGAGCCGUCGCGAUCAACCCCUCGUUCGCGCAGCCGUUGAACAACCUCGGCGUGGUGUACACGAUGCAGGGCCAGGCGAGGAUGGCGCUUGAGGCGCUCCAGAGGGCCGUCGCCGCCGCGCCCACCUACGCGGUGGCGCACAACAACCUCGGGGUGCUGCUGAGAGACACCGGCGACGUGCCGGAGGCGCUCGAAGCGUACGGAGAAUGCGCGAGACACUCGCCGGAUCACCGGAACGCCGAGCAGAACUACCUCCUCGGCCUCAACUACGUGCUGUCGGGGGAGCGACGCGAGGUGUGCGAGGCGCACGCCUCGUGGGGCGCGCGAUCCCCAAAGUCCUCCAAGUCCUCCAAGUCCGAGGGUGCAAACAAACGCGGGCGGCGGCUCGUCGUGGGGUACGUGUCGCCGGACAUGUACACGCACUCGGUGUCGUACUUUGCCCACGCGCCGCUGUCGGCGCACGAUCCGUCUCGCGUCGCGGUCGUCGUGUAUAGCGCCACCCCUCGGGCGGAUGCGAUGACGGAGACGUUGAAACAGCGGGUCGCGGCCAUCGACGGGACGUGGCGCGACGUGCAACACCUGACGGAGCGCCAGCUCGCCGAGGCGAUUCGCGCGGACGGCGUGGACAUCUUGGUGGAACUCACCGGCCACACCGCGAACAACAGGCUCGGGGCGAUGGCGCUGAGACCGGCGCCGGUGCAGGUGACGUGGAUAGGCUACCCGAACUCCACCGGCCUGGCCGAGAUUGACUACCGCAUCACGGACGCCGUGUGCGAUCCACACGACACGACGCAGACGUUCACGGAGACGCUCGUGAGGCUCCCGGGGUGCUUCCUCAGUUACACCCCGAGCGUGGAGGCGCCGGCGGUUGCGCCGGCGCCGUGCCUCACGAGCGGCUACGUCACCUUCGGCUGCUUCAACACCCUCGCGAAGGUCACCCCGGACGUGCGCAGCCGAUGGGCGCGGAUCAUGCGCGAGGUGCCCAACUCCCGCCUCCUGCUCAAGGCCAAGCCGUUCGCGUGCCAGACGAUUCAGCAGCGCUUCCUCGCCGCGAUGGCCGCGGAGGGCGUCGAGUCGUGGCGCGUGGACCUAUUCCCGCUCACCGGCGGCACGGGCGCGCACCUGUCCGUGUACGGCACCGUGGACAUCGCGCUGGACACCUUCCCGUACGCGGGAACCACCACCACGUGCGAAUCGCUGUGGAUGGGGGUUCCGGUGUUAACCGCGAGGGGCAAAUGCCACGCGCAAAACGUGGGCGCUUCGCUGCUCUCCGCCGUGGGCGGUUUGGAAGAGUUCGUCGCUACGGACGAGGACGACUACGUGCGUCGCGCGGUGCGUCUCGCGGGGGACCACGCGAGGCUCGCGGCGGUGCGAAGUGGGUUGAGGGCGCGAAUGGCGUCGAGCGGGGGGUUGUGCGACGCGCGUUCGUUCAUGCGGGGCGUCGAGGAGCGGUACGCGGAGAUGUGGCGAAGAUGGUGCGAACGCGAAGUGGAACGAGAGAGCUGCCGCGUGGAGAAAGGGGACGGGGACGACGCGUGGAAGGGAGGGAGGAACGGAAAGAAGAAAGGGAGCGGUUCGGAGUGCUCCACGGACGAUCAGCGCUCGCCCAGCGCGAGCCGGUGA